This is a messenger RNA of Anolis carolinensis (green anole), 10985 nucleotides long. RefSeq names its product pterin-4 alpha-carbinolamine dehydratase 2 (gene pcbd2). The transcript has 3 exons. Lineage: Eukaryota; Metazoa; Chordata; Lepidosauria; Squamata; Anolidae. The coding region runs from base 7352 to 10975 and encodes 1207 amino acids. Gene Ontology annotation, biological process: tetrahydrobiopterin biosynthetic process; DNA integration. The record is from RefSeq and is a predicted model, not a curated record. Gene Ontology annotation, molecular function: 4-alpha-hydroxytetrahydrobiopterin dehydratase activity; nucleic acid binding.
CCUAGUGUAAAUGUAUCUCAUGCUUCCCUUUUAUGCAAAUAUCCCAGUCUAAUACGAUCUGGCUUUGGAUUCUGCAACUUUAAGUGGCUGAAGGGGGGGGGGGGUUCAGCUGUGUUGCUUCUUAGGCAACCAGGUGAGAAGCAGCACCUGCUGCCUUUCCAGCUUCACCCCAGGCAGCCAUUGAGGUCGCAAGGAGGAGGAGGCGGUAGUGACGGCGCCGGGAGGAGGGCGCAUGCGCGGGGAGAGCGGGCGGGGCCUGGAGAGCGCUUGCCAGCCAUGCUGGGCAUCGUCGGGGGCGGGAGGGCGCUGCUCCGGGCCCUGCGCGGGAGUCAAGUCACGAGGAGGACGUUCUCCGCGAUGUCUUCACAGGCUCAUUGGUUGACCACAGAAGAAAGGAACCAAGUUUUAUAUGAUCUCAAAUCUACUGGUUGGUCUGAGCUCACAGAAAGAGAUGCUAUAUACAAGGAAUUCACCUUCAAAACAUUCAAUCAGGUCCUCUGGGGAGCAGCUAUUCCAACCAGCCAGAAUCUGACUGGCAUCUGUCACUCAAAGGACCUUUUCAUUGGAUGCCCUAAGAUUGUGGAAUGAUCAGCCGGAAAACGUUAGAGGAAAGCUGGAACCAAGAGUUUGAUUCAGGGCUGAAAUAUCUGUGGUGAAUUCAACAAAAAAUUUUGUGGCAUCUUGAAGAUACUUUUACUUACAGCAGACUUUUGUGAACCACAACACAUUCUGUCAGGUGCUAAAUAAAAUAUCUUAGUCUUUAAAUUGUUAUGUGUCUUUAUUUUUCUUUUGAAAGAUUAAUUGCAACCUCUUUUUUCCAUUCCUCAACUUAUGGCCAAUUAGUAAGCUUAUUAUAAGAUAUGUGUGCAUAUGUCUGUGUGUAUUCAUUUCCAGAAAGGAACAGUGGGGGAAAGGUUGAAAGGAACUGUAUACAUGUUCCUUUUCAAUAUAAUUUAUGCAAAUGUUCAUAUACAUCCACUUGGGAUCCACUGGGGUUUGGUUCCUGGAUAUCAAACUCCAUGGUCCCAUUAUAUACAAUGGCAAAUUAAAUAAAAUGGUAAAAUCAGAGUUUGUCUUUUGGAAAUUAAAAAAAAUCAUCCUAUUAAUUGUUGAAUUAAUGGAUAUAUAAUCUGUGGAUACAACUGUGUGUUCAGGUUGCUCUCUCUCAUGGAUUUAAAUACACGUAUAGGUAUACCUCAUUUAAUAAAGUAGACGUGAUCCUGGCAUUAGUUCUUUAACAGAGAAUAUAGUUACUAGAGGCAGAAAUAACAUUGAAAGAAUAGUGCUAAUUUCCUCCUCCACAAGAAAGAGUUCAACAUGGUUCAGCAAACUUUCUGUCCAGAAGUAACAAUUUGCACAUGUAUAAUGGCAAGCCUGGAUAACUAAACAAACACAUUUUGAACCUUCUGAAGACCACUGAAGGCUUCUUUCAAAAUGCAUUGAAGUAUGAUUUUUAAAAUUUCCCAUUUUAUUUUUUCUAUUUUGCUUAUGAUUGGUAAAAAGGAGUUUCUUUGUCAGAGGCUUUGUUAACCGAGGUGUGCCUGUAGUAUAAAACACCCCCAAUAGUCAAUUAAACCUUCAUUAAUUUAUACUAGAAUUCUGCACUUCAGCUUUUAUUGCUCUCAGUAUUUAUAACAAAAGUCUUCCAAAAUGUGGUGAAAGGUCUGCUUUACCAGAUUUUUGGAGAUGAAACUGCUCUACUCUGCAUCCACAUCAGCUUGGUGUAUUUCUCCUUGCAUCUCAAGCUGCCUUUUUAAAGAGGCUCACAGACAAUACUGGAUUUCAUCACAAAAGGAAACAUGUGGGAUGGGGGACAGUAAUGUGUCUUUUUGUAGGUACAUACUAUAUGGCUGCAUCUAAAAAAAACUAAGGAAACAGAAUUUCUUGGUUUUGUAAUUUGUUAUUACAAAAUUACAGCUCUCUGGACUUUAAGAGAGCUGACUUCCAAAAAAUGAAGGCAAUACUGAGCAGCAUGCCAUGGACGCCAAUAUUAAAAGACAAGGGAGUUAAGGAUGGAUGGGAGUUUUUUAAAAGUGAAAUACUCAAGGCACAAAUGCAAACAGUGCCAACAAAGAAAGAAAAAAUAAGACAAGUGCGAAGAAGCCAGAAUGGAUGUCCAAAGAACUUCUAACCGGGCUAAGACUCAAAAGAGACAUGCACAAGAAGUGGAAAAGGGGAGAAAUCACCAAAGAAUUCAAACAUAUAGCCAACUCCUGUAGGGAAAAGUUUCGCAAGGAGAAGAUGGGGUGAUCAAGGUCAGCUACAUCCAAGAGUAUUGAAGGAACUAGCUGAGGUUAUUUCAGAACCACUGGCAAUGAUCUUCAAGAGUUCUUGGAGAACAGGAGAAGUCCCAGCAGAUUGGAGGAGGGCAAAUGUGGUCCCUAUCUUCAAGAAGGGAAAAAGAAAGACCCAAACAAUUACCGUCCGGUCAGCCUCACAUCAAUACCAGGCAAGAUCCUGGAAAAUAUCAUUAAGGAAGUGGUCUGCGAACAUCUAGAAACAAAUGCAGUCAUUGCUAAUAGCCAACACAGAUUUACCAAAACCAAGUCAUGCCAGACUAAUCUGAUCUCUUUUUUUGAUACGAGUUACAAGUUGGGUUGAUACAGGGAAUGCCGUGAAUGUAGCCUACCUGGAUUUCAGUAAGGCCUUCGACAAAGUCCCCCACAACUUUCUGGCAAACAAACUAGUAAAAUGUGGGCUGGACAAAACUAUGGUUAGGUGGAUCUGUAAUUGGCUAAGCGAACGAACCCAAAGGGUGCUCACCAAUGCGUCGUCUUCAUCUUGGAAAGAAGUGACGAGUGGAGUGCCGCAGGGUUCCGUCUUGGGCCCGGUUCUGUUCAAUAUCUUUAUUAAUGACUUAGACGAAGGGUUAGAAGGCACAAUCAUCAAGUUUACAGAUGACACCAAACUGGGAGGGAUAGCUAACACUCCAGAAGACAGGAGCAGAAUUCAAAACGGUCUUGAUAGAGUAGAGAGAUGGGUCGAAACUAACAAAAUGAAGUUCAACAGGGACAAAUGCAAGAUACUUCACUUCGGCAGAAAAAAUGGAAUGCAAAGAUACAGAAUGGGGGACUCCUGGCUCGACAGCAGUAUGUGUGGAAAAGAUCUUGGAGUCUUCGUGGACAACAAAAAUAUGAGCCUACAAUGUGAUGCGGCUGCUAAAAAAGCCAACGGGAUUCUGGCCUGCAUAAAUAGGGGUAUAGCGUCUAGAUCCAGGGAAGUCAUGCUACCCCUCUAUUCUGCCUUGGUUAGACCACACCUGGAAUACUGUGUCCAAUUCUGGGCACCACAAUUGAAGGGAGAUGUUGACAAGCUGAAAAGCAUCCAGAGGAGGGUAACUAAAACGAUUAAGGGUCUGGAGAACAAGCCCUAUGAGGAGUGGCUUAAAGAACUAGGCAUGUUUAGCCUGCAGAAGAGAAGGCUGAGAGGAGACAUGAUAGCCAUGUACAAAUACGUGAAGGGAAGAUAUAGGGAGGAGGGAGCAAGCUUGUUUUCUGCUGCCCUGGAGACUAGGAUGCGGAACAAUGGCUUCAAACUUCAGGAAAGGAGAUUCCACCUGAAUAUCAGGAAGAAUUUCCUCACUGUGAGAGCUGUUCGGCAGUGGAACUCUCUGCCGUGGACUGUGGUGGAGGCUCCUUCUUUGGAGGCUUUUAAGCAGAGGCUGGAUGGCCAUCUGUCGGGGGUGCUUUGAAUGCGAUUUCCUGCUUCUUGGCAGGGGUCUCUUCCAUGAGGUCUCUUCCAACUCUACUAUUCGAUGAUUCUAUGUAUGUUCCCCCAUUUUCCUGUAUUGUCAGCCAGGAUUCAUAUUUACUUUGGCCAAAUGGCAUUAGAAAAUGAUAUUUAGAAAAUGUUGAGGAACUACAGAGGUGACUGGAGUACUUGAAGGCAGUUUAUAAAAACCACUAUGUUUAUUAAAUAAAGACUUCAGCUUAAAGGCUUCAUUUAGCUUUCUGUUCAACUUUUCUGUGUCUUAUGUCUGAUGUGAACAAGUAAACUGCAUGCGAGUGUUAGGAUCACAUUUAAUAUUUAAAGCAGAAAAGUUUUCUAAGGGUGCUUGUCUGUUUUUUAAAAAAUAUUGAAUAAUUUGGUUACAUAUUAUCCUUGCUGAAUACAUGUGCAAUCUUUUAAUGGCAAAAUCUGCAUGUAGGAUCCAGUCGUACAAAGUAAUACAUUUGACAGACCCUACAAAAAUGAAUGGAGCUUCUAUAAGAGGAGAUUUUUAAUUUGUUGUAUUCUCAUGCAGUUAUUUUUAGAUCUUGAAUCAUAGAUAUGAUAAUAAAUAUCCCUUCAGAUUGUCACAUAUUUGUUUAAAGACUAGUUCAGUACUCGUAUAUGGAGAUCCCUUCCAUAGCAGAUCAAACAGUCAUUUUUGCAUAAAAUAUUCAUAUUUAUCAGUUCCUUAGGCUCAGAGCAAAGUGUGCAGAUUCCUGUAUUUUAUCUAUAUAGGAUAUUAAUGUAUAUUUUAGAUGUUCUCUGAACUGCUUAAUCAGGACAUUCUUCUGGAUGUUUUGCACAGAAUGGAUUUGUAUCAAGCAAGGUUUCCUUGCUCAUAUUUAUUAUUUUAAAAAUCAGGUGGCUGUUCUUCAUAGCUGGAUGAUAUGAUGGGAAAUAUGUGGAUUGAUGUAACAGAAAUGCAUGGAUCUGUAAAAAAAGAAAAGACAAGAAUGAACAGACAAGUGGCACUUUAAAUGACACUCUCCUUCUUGCUUGUAUCCAUAGUUGGAGAAAGUGGAAAGGAAGCAUUUCCAAACUAACGAGUGUUGCUGUGAGAGAUUACAGUUAAGCAGUGAGAUUGGGUCACUUGAAAGUUAAGAAUGUGAUCAUAAGCUAAAAAGCAAUGUUACUCUAGACUACAUCAAUAGGAAUAUAAUGUCUAGAUUGAGGGAAGCAAUAGACUCACUCUAUUCUGCUUUGGUCAGUACUGUGUCUGGUUCUGGCUACCACAGUUCAAGAGGAUAUUGACAAGCUGGAAGGUAUCCAGAAAAGGGCAAAGUGGGAAAAUGUCUAGAAAAUGGGUGCUAUGAGGAGCAGCUCAAGAGUCGGGUAUGCUUAGCCCUGGAGAAGAGAAGGUUAAGAGGGGACAUGAAAUCCAUAUUGAAAUAUUUGAAAAAAUGUUACAUGGAAGAUGGAGCAAACUUGUUUUCUGCUGCUUCAGAGACUUGGAUACUUGGACACAGAAUAGUGGAUUCAAACUACAGGAAAAGUGAUUCAACUUAAACAUUUGGAAGAACUUCUUGACAGUAAGAGUUGCUUGACACUGGGUCAGAGAAAUGUUUACUUCAGCUCCCAGAAUUCCUGACCAUUGAUCAAGCUAGCUAAGGCUUCUGGGAAGUGGAGUCCCAAUCGCCUGGAGGGUCGCAGAUUGUGCAGGCCUGCUCUCAAGAAUGAUGCCAUUACCUAUGCAGGCCUGUUUUUUAGCCACGCUUCCAUCUCCAUCACUGGGAGUGUCCCCCUUCCUCCUUCCUUUCAUCAGUAGCAGCUUAAACAAGAAACCUUGAUCACCAGUAACAGACAGCUGUUUUUAACUCUCAACCAUAUGUAAAAUCUUUUAGUUCAACUUGAGGGAAUUUGUCCUAGUGUGAUGCCUCUGGGCCUUGUAGUCCUGCUCCUAGUGCCAUCGUGGCAGAUGAAGACGAAAACAUGGGGUUUUCGCCGGUUCAACAAGAGCCGGAGUCCUUUUACCUGCCGGAUGUUGAUGUUUGUCCCCAAGAAUUCAGUAAAACAGACCUGGGACAUUCCUCGCCUCCGUUCCCUAGAAAAGAAUCCUACUGUGCUGACAGAGGAGUCAGGGAACAGAAUCGCAGGAGUUUACGGAUUGCUGCCAAACAACAGGCUGAUUAGACCUGCUUCCCUUGGGAAAUUCUAAGGAGUCUUGCAUCUGGACAAAGUUGGGUUUCGCUUCCCGUUCUCUAGGGAAAGAAAUUGUUGGCGGGAAAACGAGACCCCAAUAUAGGUGCCUGACGCGGGAGAAUCUUUGCGGAGUCAACAGAGCAGCUUCAGGAGUAAGAUCGUGUGUGGACUUCGUAACCCCAGUUCCUUGCUUCCCUGAUUAAGUAAUCAAGACUUGCCUCGCUUUGCUUUUAACCACGGACCUUGUUCCAAGAAUCACUGUUUGCCUUGUAUCCAGCCUUGUUUCCAGCCUUGUUGUCAAGCUACCUAGGACUCCUGAGACUCAGACAUUUCCCCACACUAUUGCUUGGCAAUAGUUUACGGAUUGCUGCCAAACAAUAGUGUGUGUUUCGGUAUUGGAUAAAGAACUUUGAACUCUAAUAUCAUUUAUUGGACAAUACAUUUUUGGACUAUAUUUGACCUCAUCUGAAAGGUCUGCUUCUGAACUAUAUUCUUCACUUGUUUUUAUUGCUUUUAUACAUUUACUUAAUAAAGAUAUUAGAUAGAGAUUGGCCUCCAUGUAUGGUUCUUGGUGCCCUGCUGCCAGGGGUCUGACAGUUUGACUCCGCCACAAAAGCACCAAGCAACCUAAGGCCAAUAUGUCUGUUACACCAGGAGCCGGAGCGGGCGGCCCUACCCAGCCACCACCCAGUUACACCAUUUCCCAGGAUGAAUUCAACCGGAUCCGGGACAAACUUCGAGAGCAAGAGGGAGAAAUUCGGGGCUUGAAGGAUCGCGGAGUCCGACUCCCUGCCCUAGCACUACCAACCAAGUUCUCCGGAGAAGCCUCCAAGGUUCAUGUUUUCCGUCGCCAGUGCAUGGCAUACCUAGAAGCCCGCCACACCGAGUUUCCCCAAGAAGAUGUCAAGGUGGCGUGGAUUUACAGUCUCCUAGAUGGACCUGCGGCCACAUGGGUGACGGCGCUGUACGAUGCGGGUUCCACGCACUUAAACACCGCACAGCAAUUCCUGGUCCAUCUUCGAAACACCUGGGGAAUCGAGGAUGAUGAAGAGGCGGCCGGCCACAAACUCCGACGCCUCUUCCAAGGGGACAGACCGCUGUCCCGGUACAUAGCCGAGUUCCGGGUGUUGGCUCAAAACACCGGCUGGAACGACAUAGCCCUCAGGACAAUUUUGCGAGGGCCUCAAUCUUGAGAUGCAGGAAGAAAUCUCUAAGGUGGAUCCCCCUGGGACUCUUGAAAGACUCAUCGCCCAUUGUUUACGGGCUGAAGUCCUGCUCGCCAACAAGAAACAGUGGCUCCGAGGCCAGAGUGGAAGAGCCGGAGUAAAACCCCCCUCUUCUGCCAGUGUCCAGCCUCGUCCGGUAUGGAGACCCCCACAGCCAGCCACUAACCCCAUGGGAAGCGAGGAGGAGCCGAUGCAACUGGGCAAUGUGCGUCCCAGGCUGGAUGUUGCAGAAAAGGCCCGCCGCCAACGCUUGAAUCUGUGCUGGUACUGUGGGAAUGGGGGCCACUUCGCCAGGGAGUGCCCAGCCAAGAAGAAGCCCCCGCCCGUCUGGCGGCGGUGUCCUCCGCGGAAGCGGAGGCUGCCGAGGCGGCUGGAACAAAGCCGGCGGGGGAAGCCAGCGACCGGGUGUAGAGGGGCUCGCCAACCCGGUCAAAAACUCCUCUCAAGAGCCGCAAACGGGGGUCCUAUUUGUCCUGGUGGUCACACUGUGGUCAGUAAAAAAGGGACCCGUCAUGAUCCAUGCCAUGAUAGACUCAGGGGCAACAAACAAUUUCAUCGAUAGAGACUAUGCUAACUCCCUGGGACUACAAUACCAUGAUUUCAAGAACGCCCGGGUGGUGCAAGCCAUAGACGGCCGACCCCUGAAGACAGGUCCAGUAAGCCAAUGGACCGAGCCCACCAGAAUGUGGAUAAGAGAACACAUGGAAGAAAUCUCCUUCUUCGUUACUGAGGUUCCUCAUUUCCCCGUGAUCUUGGGUAUCCCGUGGUUGACACUCCAUGACCCAAACAUUUCCUGGUCUAACAGGGAACUGCAGUUCGCUUCAAAGUACUGCCAAAACCAUUGCCUAGUCGCCAGGGUCUAUGCCACAGACACAGAACCCAUCAUCACCUUGCCCAAGAAAUAUUCGGAUUUUUGGGAUGUUUUCAAUGAAAAAGAAGCCGAGAAACUACCCCCACAUAGACCCUAUGACUGUGCCAUUGAUCUGGUGGAGGGGGCCCCAAUUCCGCGAGGACACCUCUACUCCCUGACUGAACCAGAGCAGGAAGCUCUCAGGGAGUUUAUAGAGACAAACCUCCGCAAGGGGUUUAUCAGGCCUUCCCAAUCCCCAGCCGCUUCCCCGGUGAUGUUUGUGAAAAAGAAAUCAGGGGACCUACGCUUGGUCGUGGACUAUCGAGCACUGAACAACAUCACGAAGCGGAACCGCUACCCAUUGCCACUGAUCGCGGACCUAUUGGAUCGACUCCGGGGGGCCAAGGUUUACACCAAACUGGAUCUUCGCGGGGCUUACAAUUUGGUUCGCAUUAGAGAAGGGGACGAAUGGAAAACCGCCUUCCAGACCAAAUUCGGAUUAUUUGAAACACUAGUCAUGAAUUUCGGAUUAUGUGGGGCCCCUGCAACAUUCCAGCAUUUUGUCAAUGAUAUUUUCCAGGACUACCUAGACUGUUUUUUGAUUAUAUAUUUGGACGAUUUUUUGGUGUUCUCGAAAUCACAAACAGAACACGAUCAGCACGUCAGAAUGGUGCUACAACGAUUGCGGGAUCAUGGACUAUACGUCAAGUUAGAAAAAUGCGCCUUUGAUUUGCAAGAAGUAGACUUCCUGGGAUACCGCGUCUCGCCACUAGGGCUAUCCAUGGAUCCGACAAAAGUUUCGGCCGUGUUGGAAUGGCGGGCGCCAACUAACAAAAAGGAAGUACAGCGCUUCUUGGGGUUUGCAAACUACUACCGCAAAUUCAUCCCAGAUUUCGCUUGCUGGUCUGACCCAAUCACCAGCUGUAUCCGAGGGAAACAGCCUUUCCGCUGGACAGAACAAGCUGAAAGGGGUUUCCAGCAGCUAAAGCGAUUAUUCACGACCCAGCCAAUUCUACAGCACCCUGAUCCAAAAACCCCUUUUGUUGUUCAGGCAGAUGCCUCCGAUGUGGCAGUAGGGGCUGUGCUGAUGCAACCAGUGGGAGAACAUCUCCAUCCAUGUGCCUAUUACUCACGCCAACUAACAGCUCCAGAAAGAAACUAUACCAUUUGGGAAAAGGAGCUCUUAGCCAUAAAGACAGCCUUUGAAAACUGGAGGCAUUGGUUAGAAGGGGCCAAAUUCCCCAUUGAAGUUCAUACAGACCAUCGGAAUUUAGAGCACCUAAGGACCGCACGAAAGCUAAACCAAAGGCAACAACGCUGGGCUUUGUUCUUUGAACGUUUUGACUUCCGGAUCCACUAUGUGACUCCUGCUCAGACCAAGCAAGCAGAUGCCCUAUCACGAAAACCGGAGUAUGCAACAGGGCGCAGAGACACCUCAGAAUCUCGAUUGCUGCAACCCGAGAACUUUGCCACGCUCACAGUGGGAAACACCAAAUCCACUUCAAUUGAGCCAGCUCCUCCUAACCCAAAAACCCCAACCACAGAGUCCCUUCUCACUCAAGAGAUUAGGGCCAGUCAACAGACAGAUGCCUGGGCCCAAGACCAGAUUCGCAAAGGACUACGUUUCCCUUUCUCACGUAAGAACGGUCUAUUAUGCUACAGAAACCAUGUUUACAUCCCUCCAGGCCCCGGCAGAGAAAAAGCACUUCGUUUGUGCCAUGACAGCAAGCCUGCCGGACAUUUUGGGCUAUUCAAAACCAUGCACUUGAUCCUGCGAGAUUUCUGGUGGCCCAAGAUUCGCAAGGAUGUGGAAAAUUAUGUCAACACCUGCCCUGUAUGCCAGCGUUCCAAGACGCGAAGGGAGAAGCCGUCAGGGCUACUGCACCCCCUUCCCACACCUUCUCGCCCAUGGGAGAUAAUUUCCGCGGAUUUUAUCACAGAUCUACCACCAUCCCUUGGAUUCACCACGAUUCUAGUAGUGGUGGACCUUUUCACCAAGAUGGCCCACUUCAUCCCCUGCGAUGGUCUUCCCACGGCCAAAGAGACCGCAGACUUAUUUCUUCAACAUGUAUUCCGACUACAUGGAUUGCCCAAGAGUUUGGUCACUGACCGUGGAUCUCAAUUCACCUCUCGUUUUUGGAAAGCCCUGCAAAAACUAUUGGGCAUAGACUCUCGUUUAUCCUCAGCUCACCAUCCCCAAACAGAUGGACAAACUGAGCGCACCAAUGCCACUUUGGAACAAUAUCUUCGCUGUAAUGUAAACUACCAACAGGACAGUUGGGCUUCCCUAUUACCUCUUUCAGAGUUUGCAUACAACAAUGGUGUCCAGAAUUCAACUAAAAAACCCCCGUUUUUUGCGAACUAUGGUUUCCACCCCUGUUUCUUCCCUCCCAUCGUGGAGACCUCAGAAGUCCCUGCAGCAGAGGAUUGGCUACAGGGACUCACAGCGGUGCAAGAACUCUUGCACCAGCAACUUGAUCAAGCCAAGGAGGACUACAAACGCCACGCUGACAGCCAUCGCCAGCCUGGCCCCGAGAUCAAGGUAGGAGAUCGGGUUCUGUUGUCCACUCGCUUUUUGCCCUCCCACCGUCCCUGCCAGAAGUUAGAUGCCCGUUUCAUUGGUCCCUACCCAGUGGUGGCGCAACUUAACCCUGUGACUUUCAAACUCCAACUUCCGCGCUCCAUGCGCAUUCAUCCGGUGUUCCAUCGUUCUCUGCUCCUUCCGGCGGAUGGUGUACGCCCCGACGCGAGCCAGCCGCCCCCCGCCCCUGUUUUAGUGGACGGAGAGGAGGAAUUCGAGGUUCAGGACAUUUUGGAUUCUCGCUUCCACCGCCGCCGCCUUCAGUAUCUCAUUGCCCCCGACUUAGUCCGCCGCUUCCACCAGGCCUACCCUUCCAAGCCGCGGCCCCGCGACUCUCGGAGAGGGGCCCUGAAUGAGGGGGGCCUUGGGAGAGGGGAUAGUGUGAUGCCUCAUGGGCCUUGUAGUCCUGUUCCUAGUGCCAUCGUGGCAGAUGAAGACGAAAACAUGGGGUUUUCGCCGGUUCAAUAAGAGCCGGAGU